Messenger RNA from Saprolegnia parasitica CBS 223.65, 2081 nucleotides. RefSeq lists its product as hypothetical. The record is from RefSeq and is a predicted model, not a curated record. The transcript is spliced from 11 exons. Gene Ontology annotation, biological process: microtubule-based movement. Lineage: Eukaryota; Oomycota; Saprolegniomycetes; Saprolegniales; Saprolegniaceae. Bases 13 to 2004 code for a protein of 663 amino acids. Gene Ontology annotation, molecular function: microtubule motor activity; ATP binding; microtubule binding.
CAACGUGGCGCGAUGGCGGGGGUCGUGUGCGAGCGGGUCAAGGUCUACUGCCGCCUGCGCCCGCAGCUCGUCGCCGCCGCGCCCGAAGACGACGGCUCGACGUUUGUCACGGGCGGCGCAUCGCACUGCGACGGCGGCGGCACGGCCGUCACGAUUGCCGCCCCGGAGAGCAAUCCGCUGCCAAAGCGGCUCGUCUACAAGGACACGACUGCGAAGGACUUUGAAUUUGACGGGUGUUUUCGACAAGACACGACGCAGGACACCGUGUACGCAAGCGUCGCGAGCGAGUUGGUGCAGAGCGUCCUCCUUGGCUACAACGCGACCAUCAUGGCCUAUGGGCAGACCGGCUCUGGCAAGACCCAUACGAUGAUGGGUCCGAACGGAGACGGACCGGACCGCGGCGUCAUUCCACGCUGUCUCCAGGGCCUCUUCACCGCGCCUGCCGACAGCGGGCUUCGAUUUCACUUGAGUUUUGUGCAAAUUUACUGCGAGCGCGUCUUGGAUCUACUGAGCGGCCUUCCGACGCCGCUCUCGAUCCGCGAAAGCGAAGACGACGGCGUCUUUGUCGACGGCGUUCAAAAGAAGCACGUGCACUCGGUCGAGGAGUGUCUGCAUUGGAUCCACGUCGGCAAUGCCAACCGCACUGUGGCCGCCACCAACAUGAACGCGCACUCGAGCCGAAGCCACGCGGUCAUUACGAUUCAAGUCGAGCGCAUCGAUGCGGCCCAGGCGUCGUCCCAGGUCGUGCAGAAGAGCCAACUCCAUCUGGUCGACUUGGCCGGGUCGGAGCGGGUUAAAAAGUCGCUUGUCCGCGGGUCCCACGUCAACGAGCUCAAGGCCAUCAACCUGUCCUUAUCGGCGCUUGGCAAUUGCAUCUCGGCGCUCAGCAAACAGCAAUCGCACGUGCCGUACCGCGACAGCAAAUUGACCCGACUGCUUCAAAACAGCUUGGGCGGCAACGCCAAGACAGCCCUCAUUCUUGCAGUGACGCCCGAGGUGUCGGAAGCGGCCGAGAGUCUCGCGACACUUCAGUUCGGCCAGCGCGCCAUGCAAAUUCAAGUGUCGGCGCACGUCAACGUCGUGCCCGACUACAAGCGCCUCGUCGAGAUGCUCCAGGCCAAAGUCGACGCGUACGAAGACAAGCUGCACGGCCUCGACACGGAGCUGCAGGCAUCGCGGGACCAACAAGCGCUUCUCAUCAACCAAGCCGACGAAGCGAGGCUCGAAGCCUCCAAGAUCGCCUUCGAGAUGGAAGCGCUCAAGACGACAACCCAGCUGCAGAUUGCCAUGGCCAAACAAACACCGGCGCCCCAAUGCGCAGCGGCCGAGAGCGAUGACGCACCCGACGACACAUCGCCGUCGUCGACCGAUGUGUUUCAGGCGUUUGAGACCAAAUUGCAAGCGCUCACGGCCCAGCACAGCGCCGAACUGCAUGCUCUAAAGCAGCGAUUUGAUUUUCAGGUCGAGACGCACAAGCAGAUUGCGAAUCGCGCCAACCAAGAGUGGCACAACAUUGAGCACGAGCUCUCGAGCGAGCGCACCGCGCACCUUGAAACGUGCCACGAGCUCCGCGCGACGAAAGAAAAGUACUUUGCGCUCGAGAGCGACAGCGUCGAUCGGAUUAGCGACGUCUGCAACGAGAAGAAGGAGCUCGAGACCCAAAUCGCUUUGCAUACGCAGACGAUCCAGCGGCUCGAACACACGAUCGGCGACCUCCGGUUGCAGCUGGAGCACGCGCAGAGCGGUCGCUCGGAGCUCUCGGCAUCGAUUGACGCCAACUUUGUAUCGCGCGAACAAGUCAACGAGAUGGAAGCCCUCUACUCGGAUGCAAUCACCAAGCUCCAGAGCCGCGUCGAGUCGCUCGAAGGGCAAAAAACAAAAAAACCAACACCGCCCGUGCUCGAAGCUCCGAAAGCACCAGUGACUCAAGUGAAGAAGGAUUCGCUCAUCGGCAAGAAGGCUGUGCCCAAGAUUGGCCGCGUCAUGCCGGGUGGGCGGCGUUGAGCCAUAGGAACGAAAUAUAAAGAUGUAGUACACCCUAAAGCGCUACACCGGAUGCACUGCUUAUCGCUGACUCCAAC